AUGUCGUCUCUUCUGAGGGAGGAGAUGCAGCGAGUUUUAUUCCGACCUUCAAAACAAAGACUGGUGGAGUUCAUUGAGAUCGAGGAGCCGACGCAGGGACGACAUUUUCUUUGUGUUGCAGUUGCAAAAAACAAAGUGGUGGAGUUGUGUAUAGUGCGAUGUCAGAUCUCUGAACCGUCACUUAACACUGGCUCCAAAAAGACGGACACUAAGCGCUCCAGCAUCCAGGACAGCUACAGGAGGACUGAGGUCUGGUCCCUGCAUGACCUGACUCUUGUGGAUGGACGGGACGCCGAUGUGGAUGACCCAUGUUUUCUGCUGCACUUUGACAAAGUGCGGACAGUGACGGCCGUCAGCUGCUCAGCCAAAUAUGCCAUCGUGCGAGCCCUGGUGGCGCUCAGCGAUCAGCACUGCCAGAUGUCACUGAACCUGCGGAACUUUGACUGGAGCUACAUCAAGCCCACCUCCUUCUACUCCAACCGAGGAGACUGUGUUGUUCUGACACAGAUCUGCUUCUAUGCAUUCAAUCUGGUGUGUCUGUCCAUGUGUCCCGUGCCCCUCGAUGCAUAA
This is a messenger RNA of Limanda limanda (common dab), 570 nucleotides long. RefSeq names its product exocyst complex component 1 like (gene exoc1l). The transcript is spliced from 3 exons. NCBI's taxonomy places the organism in Eukaryota, Metazoa, Chordata, Actinopteri, Pleuronectiformes, Pleuronectidae. The record is from RefSeq and is a predicted model, not a curated record. Bases 1 to 570 code for a protein of 189 amino acids.